Messenger RNA from Pediculus humanus corporis (human body louse), 1851 nucleotides. RefSeq names its product smile protein, putative. Gene Ontology annotation, molecular function: protein binding; mannosyltransferase activity. The record is from RefSeq and is a predicted model, not a curated record. The coding region runs from base 1 to 1851 and encodes 616 amino acids. Lineage: Eukaryota; Metazoa; Arthropoda; Insecta; Psocodea; Pediculidae. The transcript is spliced from 13 exons. Gene Ontology annotation, biological process: protein O-linked glycosylation via mannose.
AUGGCGUGCGUGGAAAAAAAAAAAGCGACUCAUGCAAUUGUCGGACUCGAAUCUGCUUGGUUUCACAUAUGUAACAUCAUUCUUCACGCUGUUGCUUCUAUUUUAUUCACGAGAGUUUGUUUUACUGUCGUCGGAUUAGAACCUGAAUUUGCUACCACCGCCGGGGCCUUGUUUGCCGCUCACCCGAUUCACACGGAAGCGGUAACUGGAAUCGUUGGACGUGCCGAUGUAUUAGCCUGCGUAUUUUUUCUCUUAUCGUUUCUUUCUUAUCACGAAGAAUCGAAUAAAUCUUACGUUUGGAGCAGCAUCGCUUUGGCAGCUUUUUCCAUGCUGGCAAAAGAAACUGGAAUAAUGGCUCUCUUGUUAAACAUUUGCUACGACUUUUACAAAUCGUGGCACUCAAUAAAAAGGAGAGCGGCAAAAGUUUUUGUUUCUUUAAGUUUAUUGCUAGUGUUCCGCUUGGCUGUCUUACAAAGCUCUCUACCUAAAUUUUCUAAUCAAGACAACCCUGCAGCUUUUCACCCCUACAGGCACGUUAGAUUUAUGACAUUUUGCUAUUUGACCGCAUUAAAUUGUUGGCUUUUACUUUUUCCCGCGACUUUAAGUCACGAUUGGCAAAUGGGUUCGAUACCGUUGAUAACAAAUUAUUCGGAUUCGAGAAACACAGCAACUUGUUUGUUUUUUUGUUGCCUUGCUAUAUUAAUAUAUAAAGGAAUCGUGGAUUUCGAGCAUCAAAAACAUCCAUCGCUCGUUUUAGGUCUUUCAUUAUUAGUUUUUCCAUUUUUACCGGCGACAAAUUUGGCGGUAACGGUCGGUUUUGUCGUAGCCGAACGUUUACUAUACAUUCCAAGCCUCGGAUGGACUUUACUCGUUGUUUACGGAUUACAAUUGCUAAGAAUAAAACAAAAAUUUUUUUCUCCAGUACCCAUAGUUAUAUUGGUUAUAUUUGUUUUUUGCGGGAGAAGCAUUUUAAGAAAUCGCGACUGGAAUUCAAGAGAAUCAUUAAUUAGAUCCGGUUUAAAAACAUUACCUCAAAAUGCUAAAAUGCAUUAUAAUUUUGCAAAUUUUUUAAGGGAUUCUGGAAAUGUUGAAAUGGCGGCAUCUCAUUACAAGGAAGCUUUGCGGCUUUGGCCAUCAUAUGCAAGCGCUCAUAAUAAUUUAGGAACUUUAAUGAGUCGUCCGAAAGAUGCCGAACAACAUUUUUUGGCAGCUAUUAGAUAUUCUCCGAACCACGUGAAUGCUUAUUACAAUUUAGGACAAGUGUACAGAAAAGUUAAUAAAACGGCAGAAGGUCUUAGAAUGCUCGAAAGAUGCAUAACAAUUGACAAUACAUACACUCCAGCAUAUUUAUUAAUGGCUAAACUCCACACAAUCGCGGGUAAUAAAAAAAAAGUCGAACAAUUAUUACGUCACGUAAUAAAAAUGCAUCCGAAAAAUCCAGAUCAUUUAGCCGAAUAUGCCGGAUGGCUUUACGAUCAAGGUUUAAAAUUAAAAUCAAUGGAAUAUUAUAAACGUGCUUUAUCUCACGUGGCUCCCCAUAAAAGUUCUCUUUUAGGAAUGGCAAAAAUAUUAAGGGCACAAGGACAAUUACCGAGAGUUCAUCAAAUAACAAUAAGAUCGCACAUAAUGGCGAGAGUCGAAAGCGGAAAUCAAAUAUUUACCGGAGAUUUAUAUUUCAGAAGUUGGCAAUUGCAAAGACAGUUUCAACAACUUUCAAAUUCUCGAAACACUCAACAAAUCGAAAGUCAUUUUGCGUCGAUUUGUUUACCUGAGAACACGACGGAUUUUUCUUUUUUCUUCCACGAUUUUUUUCUCUUUUGCUCGAUGCUAUCCUGGAAAUAUGGUCGUUGA